Messenger RNA from Mollisia scopiformis, 1528 nucleotides. Its product is annotated as extracellular dioxygenase. Bases 332 to 1435 code for a protein of 367 amino acids. Gene Ontology annotation, molecular function: ferric iron binding; oxidoreductase activity, acting on single donors with incorporation of molecular oxygen, incorporation of two atoms of oxygen. The record is from RefSeq and is a predicted model, not a curated record. The transcript is spliced from 2 exons. NCBI's taxonomy places the organism in Eukaryota, Fungi, Ascomycota, Leotiomycetes, Helotiales, Mollisiaceae.
CCAAGAGAUGCUUACGCAUGUUUUCUCCAGUUCUGUGUGCUGAUUCUGAUAAUUUCGGGCUUUGCCUUAGAGACGAUGACGAAAGACACACGUGCUGAAGCUUUCAAAUUCCUAUAUUCGCGUUGUCUACGUAAGUGCUAGAGCUGUGCAGAAUACCCCAAUGGGUUCAAAGGCCCUCAACAAUUGAAUAUAUAUCAUGUUUUCCUCGUUGCAUAUCAUCUGUUCAUCAUCAUCAUCAACAUUCCCUGUCCUCUGCUCUCAGCUCAUUCUUUUUAUCUUCAACUCCAAUACUUUCGUUUUGUAAAAACACAUCCUUAAAGCACCAGCAAUCAUGCAGCUCACAAACCUGAUCGCCUCGGCUAUUAUAAGCUUUGCAGUGUUGAGUAUCGCUCAUCCAGGCGAGCACGAAGAACGCAAUGUUCAAGCCGAUCUCAUGAAACGAGAGUUCAAACUCAACGUUCGCCGAGGUCUUGAGGCUUGCGCCGAGAAAUUCGAACGCAGAGGUCUUAACGCUCGUGCUCAAGCCCGUCGCCAAGCCACAGUCGACCAGCAUCGCAAGAGGAAGAUGAUCCGAGACACUGACACCAUCUUGAACACCUCUCAUCUGUCAAUGGAAAACUACACCACCAGUACUCCUGAGGAUAUUAUAUUCGCUUCUAACAGUACGUGUGUGCUUUCUCCAGAGGGCGAGACUGGACCAUACUGGGUCAAAGGAGAGCAUAUCCGUUCCGACGUGCGAGAAGAGCAGCCUGGUGUGCCUAUCGUCCUGGAGGGCCAGUUUGUCGAUGUCGAGACCUGCGAACCUAUCAGUGGUCUCUAUUGGGAUCUCUGGAACUGCAACAGCACUGGCGUUUACUCUGGCCUCGUCGCUACUGGUAAUGGCAAUACAGAUGAUACAUCCAACUUAAAUGCAACUUUCCUGCGCGGCGUCCAGAAGACUGAUGAUGAUGGUGUGGUACAAUUCCAAUCGAUGUUCCCAGGUCAUUACUCUGGCCGCACGACUCACCACCACAUGGUCGCACACCUAAACGCCACUGUUCUUCCCAACAAUACAUUGACUGGAGGGACCGUGGCGCACAUCGGCCAGCUAUUCUGGGAUCAAGAUCUUAUCUACAAAGUUGAAGCAACAUAUCCCUACAACACGAACAACAUCACGUUGACUACCAAUGCCGAUGACCGUGUCUUUGCGGACGAGACAGAAACUACAUCAGACCCUGUCCUCGAAUAUGUUAUGCUGGGAGAUUCUUUGGCAGAUGGACUCUUCGGUUGGGUCACGAUUGCGGUUAACGUAAGCGCGACUUAUGAUCCGAAUUAUAGCUUCGUGUAUACCGCUUCGGGUGGGGUUGCCGAGAGUGGUGGGGACGUGACGGUUGACGGGGGUGGAUCUACAAAUGGAACUGCUGCACCCUCUGGGGCCGUGCCUUCUGGUGUGUAGGCUUUUCUUGUUUGCGUCUCGGUGUUUGAAAAGCCAGACCUGAGCUAACAAACAUCGACUCGCUUCAGAGAUCAAUGGGACUUUGGAAAGAGG